Pneumocystis murina B123 is the source of this 714-nucleotide messenger RNA. Its product is annotated as 40S ribosomal protein S6-A. Gene Ontology annotation, molecular function: structural constituent of ribosome. Gene Ontology annotation, cellular component: ribosome. Bases 76 to 714 code for a protein of 212 amino acids. Gene Ontology annotation, biological process: translation. NCBI's taxonomy places the organism in Eukaryota, Fungi, Ascomycota, Pneumocystomycetes, Pneumocystales, Pneumocystaceae. The transcript is spliced from 3 exons. The record is from RefSeq and is a predicted model, not a curated record.
UUGAAUAUUGCCUAUCCUGCAAAUGGCACUCAGAAGCUCAUUGAUAUUGAUGAUGAGCGGAAACUUCGAGUAUUUAUGGAAAAACGUAUGGGCCAAGAAGUGCCUGGAGACUCUGUAGAUGAUCAAUUUAAGGGAUAUGUAUUUAAGAUUACUGGCGGUAAUGAUAAGCAAGGAUUUCCAAUGAAACAGGGUGUGCUUCUUUCAUCAAGAGCUCGACUUUUGUUAUCAAAAGGACAUUCUUGUUAUAGACCUCGGCGUGAUGGAGAAAGAGUAAGAAAAAGUGUUCGUGGUUGUAUUGUUGCAAAUGAUCUUUCGGUCAUGAGUUUGGUUAUUGUGAAACAGGGUGAAAAAGAUAUUCCAGGUUUAACUGAUGUUGCAAAUCCUAAAAGACUUGGUCCAAAAAGGGCAUCUAAAAUUCGGCGUUUUUUUAAUUUGAGCAAAGAGGAUGAUGUUCGGAGGUUUGUUAUUCGUCGGGAAGUUUUUCCUAAAGGUGAAGGCAAAAAAUCUUAUACUAAAGCACCUAAGAUUCAGCGUCUUGUAACGCCUAAAGUACUUCAGCGGAAGAGAUUGCGUCUUCGACUUAAACGUGAAGCUUCUGAGAAACAAAAGCAGGCUGCAGCUGAAUAUGCUUUACUUCUUAAUAGGCGUAUUGCUGAACAAAAGGCCAAAAGGGCUGAGAUUAAAAAGAAGCGCUCAUGUUCCUUAAAGAAGUAG